ACAGUAAGCCGCCGACCUUCGUACUGUCUGUAUCGCGCGUACGUGAAACGUCAGUUUUUGGUGAAUGUACAGUUACGAAUUUAUUAUCACUGUUUUCCUAGCUGUUGGUGCUUAUUUUUCUCAUCGGAGAAACCAUCCGCGAUAACUUUAAUUGCUUUUUCGACCGUAACAUCGUGAUGGUGUCGGUCGAUGACGCAACAACGCGACGCUUUUGAAAACACACCGUAGUCCCACGAUGCCUUGCGAGUAACGUAAACGGUGUAACGAGAAAACGCGUUCGGACACGUCUAUGAUUUUUCUCGAAAUCUGUUAGCGUCCGUUCGGAGUGGUGGCAAAGUUCGUCGAAGAGAGAUCGCGAGAAGAGAAUGACUUUUGUGGAAGGUGACUGAACGGUUAAGCGGUUGGUUUAUCGGUUGACACGAGAAAGACGAGCGCGACGAGUGGUAUUUGAAAUCCCGAGUAAACACGCAGACUCCCAAGCAGGACGAAGAGUUUCUGUUUGACGACAAAUAUCAGAGUGGAUCGGUUAAGCUUACCCGUUCGUACUCGAACGGGAGUCUUCGUGUACCUCUUUGAAGGUUAACUCAGCGCCGACCGGGCGAGGGAAAGAUCGUUUCUCUCUUUCGUGGAAAAAGCUGCCGCGAACCGUGGCGACAUAACCUUCUCGUGGAUCCGGUCAUGGCGGUUCUUUCGUUCGAAAAGUGCGGACUGUGAAGCGUUCUCAUCGAACUUGGUGAUUACUUCGGUAUCGUGUCGCGAAUAUUGAAAAUGACACCGACGGAAUAUAGCCUGCUGAUCGUUCUGUCCGUGAUGACUGCGAUCUGUCGAGCGAACGAACUGAAGGACUAUUGUUCGAUUCACAAAUUCGACAAUCUACCUGGCGGCUUGAGGUUCACGAAGGAAGUGGUGACGACCGAGUACGGAAACAUCGGUGCGUUCAAAGCCCUCCAUUGCUGUCUACGAGGAUACAGGAGCAUCGAAUGGUACAAGGACAACAGGGCUUAUCCUUGGCCAGGUGGCGAGAGUCACUUCAUCCUGUAUCCAGAGAGCGCGAAUCAGACGAUUUACACGCAAAAGGUGAGAGCAUCGGACGCGGGACGAUAUUCCUGUCGAGCAAGGAACGACACGACCAUCCUCGAAGGAGAUAUCACCCUGGUCGUGCUUGGAGAGAAGUCCGGCGGAUAUACGGGUAAACCACUGCCGACGUACAAGCCAACAUCGCAAUUGGUUCCCCUGGGAGGUGCAGCGAGAUUGUUUUGCGAAGCUUACCUGGGAAAGGUCGAGCUUCCGGAUGCGAAAAAUUCGGUGACCUGGUCGAAAAGCGACAGCAACGCGACCUUACCGAGUCAAGGGAGGAUCGCCCAGCACAGAGUGUCCAGGGAAAACAAUCAGAUCAUCGGUUCUUACUUGGAAAUCGAAGACAUAACUCUGGAGGAUUACGGGGAGUACAAGUGCGAAGUGAGCAACGGCGUGGACGAGGAGAUCACUUUAACCGCUCACAUUUAUCGACAAGAACCACAGUUCGCGCUAGGACUUCAGAAUGGAUCUUGGAGGAAGUCGUUCCUGGUCGGCGUGUUGGUGCUGGUUCUGCUGAUCUCAGCCGGUGCCUUUUACGCUCGUUGCUGGCUACCGUUGCUUCUGCUUUGUCGCGACAAAUUCGCCCCCCUCGAGGAGAAUGACGGCAAGGAAUGCGACGCUUUGGUGUGCUACCACGAGAAGGAUUCCAACCUGGUCAUCGGAAUAGUGAUACCUACCCUGGAGUCGAGACAUCGAUACAAGUGCACGUCGCUUGAGCUUUCUCAGCUCAAUCAGAAUUGGGGUUUGGAGAUUGGACCACACGCCGCUUCAAGCCGAAGGGUCAUAGUCGUCUUGAGCCCGUCCUCUUUGGGAAACACGUGGACCGAGAGCAGCGUAGGUGCUGUUCUCAAACAAUUAUCGUCGCUCACUACGCGAACGAUAGUAAUCGCUACGAAAGAACUACCAAAUGCAACCACGAUCGCGAAACGAUCGAAUCGGGGUUGCAAUGAUGCUGGUGAGCUGUCGCUCGAUCACUUGAAGAUUCUUAAGUGGGACGAGAACACCAGCCCUGUAUCGGGUGGGCAAAAAUUCUGGUAUAAGCUUCGAUUAGCGAUGCCGCCUGUACGACCGAUCAAUUCCGACAGUGCCUGCCAAUCGGUCGCCAUGAUUGUUCAAGCUAAUGGAAAAUGUGGACAACAGAAGGCACGUUCGCGAGAAAGUCUCGAGGUUCUCGUUUAAUUCGCGAGAAAACCGCAAGAAAAAGAACAAGAUUCGAAGAGAAAGAAAGAGUUUCGCAGAACAAUUGACUUGUUUCUACUUUCACUAAUUUUCGCGUUCCUCUUUUGCGUCCACGUAAGGUAACAUGGUGUGAAAAUAGCUCGAGAGAUGCUGAUCUCGAAGAACUCUCGUUGCUUUUCAAAAUUUUGUGAUGUUUUAUAGGUGCGGUACGUUUUACGCGUUCAAAUUCAAACGUUUCUCGCGCUUCUACUAUCGCGAUGUUUAAACAUAGCUGAUCGAGUUCGAUAAUCGAAUGCGCGAUCUGCCGGUUCGAGAAUCGCGCAUGUACAGUGUCAUGGCCGCCGACCUACGCCAUCGUUCAAAGCCGCGUGAAAUUUUUUGCUUCUGUCGACUUCAUUACCCGCGAAAUGCGAUUUUAUACGGUAAAUUGUGUUUUUCUGUUUAUCUUGGCGAUCGAGUUUCAACCAGUCUUGCAUCGAAACAGGUGUAUAGAGAUGGAAGUGAACGAAAACAGAUUCGACGUGUAACUUCAGUUGAACAUCAACACGUUUGAGGUAUAAAAUUCGAUUGAUAUUUUAGCGCCUGUUUUAAUACGAAUGCGAUAUUCAGUGGUUUUUUUUAUUAAUUCUCGAAAGGCUCGAUACAAAUUAUAAAGGUACGAAACAAUGCUUAGAUGCGUAUAAAGUUUGAGCCAGUUAUUGACGAACCGCCAUCGUGCGACGAAACACUUGUGAAAAAUUUGUCUAUUUGUAACAUAAUUAAAUGUGAGCGACAUCAAUUCCGUUUCCUCGUCGAAUCUCGCAAGAUCGUACUCGCAAACGUCUUUUCAACGACACCGAUCGUUCCUCGUAAACUCGUACUUUUCCAGGCUGUCACAAAACCGCAACUCCUAUUAUUUUACACGUUACGUUAUAGUAAAACGAAGAAAUAAGUUGUUUCUAGUGAUUUUAGUAAUUAAGAUUGCGUCAAAAGUUUUAUUCGCGCUGAGUGCAACUUUUGGGACAGCCUGUACAACAUUACCGACCGUCGGUAACAAACGGAACGAUCGCGUCAACCGGUGUUCCAGAGCAUUCUUUUUUCUCGUGGCAGCUAAUCUCGAUUUCAAUUUUAUUUAACCAAAAAUAUCCUCUUUUCCCAUCGCACCGUACCAAUAUUUUUAUGCGAAAUUCGAAGAAUGGGGAAACGGUUAAUGCGCAGUCUUCCUUCUCGCGAGCACGGCGUUUCGAGCGCAACGAAACAACGAUCAGAGUCUCGUUACUCGUUGCCAGUGUUACGUAAUCGAUCGUUGCAAGCGAGUUUCUUUUCUCUAUUUGUAUAUAUCGGAUAGAUCGGUGCUCUAUCGUCCUUAUUUAUUUAGCUAGCCGUAUUAUUUAUACCGUUUUUUUUUUUUAGAUUUUUACAUUCAGCCUUUUUUCUUUUUUGUCGAAUGGGUUCGGCGCACGAGUAUCAUGCACUUACGUUACCGGGCACACUUUUCUAAGCAAACUAUCACGCUAGAUUUUAUUAGGGAUUUGAAAGCGCAUGCAAAAUGAAUAACAAACGUAAUGUUUUAUACUGUUUUGUAUAUACGUGUAAAGGGAAAAAAUGGAUAUAUAUACAUAUCUGUGCGUAUUAUAUAAUAUGUAUAUAUAUAUGUAUAUCAGUUUUUGUACCGUUCUUUGAAAGGUGUGCUUAUCAGUCCAUCGAAUACCAGAGACUUAGAAAAAUGUAUCUGGCGAACGUAAUCCCGAUAAAAAUCCUGUAAUUGUAAUUCUAAUCGUAGCGUGUAACGAUUAUCUGUAACAAUAUUGUAGCCUAACUGUUAUAUCCGCGUGUAAUUGUACUUUAGGUGUUACAGACCGAUCUGCAACGCGCGCGUUGAGCUUAAUUUUUAACGUCAUAUAUAGUAAUCUCUCUUUACUGUCAGUAUUACGAUACACUAGUGUACUUGUCUCGCGAUAAUGUGUUUUGGGCGAUACUCUAGUGCCCCGGGCAAUUGUUGCGAGCCGAGUAAGCAGAGUAUAGACAUAUUAGGAGGUAUACUUGUUUCUUUAACGAUAGUGUACAACAGUGUACGAGGUUUCUUUCUUUCAUUUUAUACUUUGUAUAUGUAUAGUCGUGAAUACAAAACUAUGUACGGUUGGUUAGCAUUUCUCGCGAAGCGAAAUGUACAAAAAAAAAAAAAUAAG
This is a messenger RNA of Osmia lignaria (orchard mason bee), 4424 nucleotides long. RefSeq names its product interleukin-1 receptor accessory protein-like 1-A. Gene Ontology annotation, biological process: signal transduction. The record is from RefSeq and is a predicted model, not a curated record. Lineage: Eukaryota; Metazoa; Arthropoda; Insecta; Hymenoptera; Megachilidae.